Olea europaea var. sylvestris is the source of this 1672-nucleotide messenger RNA. RefSeq lists its product as uncharacterized. Bases 14 to 1519 code for a protein of 501 amino acids. Gene Ontology annotation, molecular function: acetylglucosaminyltransferase activity. The transcript is spliced from 3 exons. NCBI's taxonomy places the organism in Eukaryota, Viridiplantae, Streptophyta, Magnoliopsida, Lamiales, Oleaceae. The record is from RefSeq and is a predicted model, not a curated record.
CCCGUCGCCGCCAAUGGGCCUCAGCAGCUUCAGAAACCCAGUCACAUGCUUGUUUAUCACCAUGUUAACAGUCUACGUACUUUACUCUUCCAAGCUUAUUCUUCGUAAAGACGAAUAUCCCAAAUGUUCUUUACAAACUUCAGACGUAUCUGCGAAAGAAAAUCUUCAAACGGUUCUUCCUCAGCCUGUUAACAAUUCUUCUGAUGGAAGUAAGAAACAAGAGCAGCCACCACCGGUGCAGCCUGUUAUUACCCCUUAUACGACCCCAGAAGGUGAUACAGAGAUUAAACACGUCGUUUUUGGGAUUGCUGCAUCGUCAAAUUUGUGGGAGAAAAGGAAAGAGUACAUAAAGUUAUGGUGGAGACCGAAGGAGACUAGAGGGGUGGUAUGGUUAGAUAACAAUGUGAAUGCCAGUAAAGAUGAAGGCAAUUUGCCUGAGAUUCGGAUUUCUGGAGACACGUCGAAAUUCCAGUACACAAAUCGACAGGGUAAAAGAUCAGCAUUGAGGAUUUCUAGGGUUGUUUCUGAGACAUUAAGGUUGGGAGUGAAAGAUGUGAGGUGGUUUGUUAUGGGGGAUGAUGACACAGUUUUUAUUAUUGAAAAUGUGCUGAGAGUGCUUUCUAAAUAUGAUCACAAACAGUUUUAUUAUAUUGGGAGUUCUUCAGAAAGUCAUAUUCAGAACAUAUUUUUCUCAUACGGAAUGGCUUAUGGUGGAGGGGGAUUUGCCAUAAGUUAUCCAUUGGCAAAAGAGCUGGAGAAAAUUCAGGAUGGAUGCAUACAAAGGUAUCCUUCAUUAUAUGGCAGUGAUGAUAGGAUUCAGGCUUGCAUGGCUGAGCUAGGGGUCCCACUUACCAAAGAAAUUGGUUUUCAUCAAUAUGAUGUGUAUGGAAACCUAUUAGGCCUCUUGGGAGCUCACCCCGUGGCUCCAUUGGUGUCACUUCACCAUCUGGAUGUAGUGGAUCCAAUAUUUCCAGGCAAAACUCGAGUUCAGGGCCUCAAACACCUGUUUGAAUCUGUCAAGCAAGAUUCCGCCAGCAUAAUUCAGCAAUCAAUCUGUUACGAUAAGCAAAGGUACUGGUCAAUCUCCGUCUCAUGGGGCUUUGUCGUUCAAAUCAUUCGAGGAAUCAUUUCCCCAAGAGAGCUGGAAAUGCCAACACGAACAUUUCUUAACUGGUAUCGAAGAGCUGAUUACACGGCAUAUGCAUUCAAUACGAGGCCUGUCAGUAGGCACCCUUGCCAGAAGCCUUUCUUGUAUUACAUGAACACAACGAAAUACGAUGAAAAGAGGAGACAAAUAAUUGGCGUUUACAACCGUCACAAGGAAUCAUAUCCGUAUUGCCGGUGGAAAAGUGAACCACCUGAAAAACUCGAUUCCAUAGUCGUCCUGAAAAGGCCUGAUAGCAGCCGUUGGAAGAGGUCACCAAGGAGGGAUUGUUGUAGAAUUUUACCUUCGAAAAAGAACUCACCUAUGUACUUAUGGGUCGGUAAUUGCAGAGCAGGUGAGAUUAACGAAUUGUAAUGGCAACAGUAGAACUGAUAUUCUUUCACUCCUCCGUACUUCCCUGGGGAGUAAUGGCAGCGUAAGAGCGAAAUUGUCAACACCAAGGACGUUAUUCAUGGAAAUCAGCACAGAAGGACAAAUAUAUUCAUCUUUAUAACACAGAAAGCACAU